Messenger RNA from Quercus lobata, 1182 nucleotides. RefSeq names its product golgin family A protein. The coding region runs from base 76 to 792 and encodes 238 amino acids. Lineage: Eukaryota; Viridiplantae; Streptophyta; Magnoliopsida; Fagales; Fagaceae. The record is from RefSeq and is a predicted model, not a curated record. The transcript has 3 exons.
AAAAUUAUCGUUAAAAUUUGUGUAUAAUUUUUAAAAUUAAUAGAGGGAUCGGAGAGAUCAGUGAGUGAGUGAGUGAUGGAAGGAGUUGGGGCCCGACUCGGUAGGACCUCGACUCGGUACGGCCCGGCCACUGUGUUCACUGGGCCGGUUCGGAAGUGGAAGAAGAAGUGGGUCCAUGUAGCUCCUUCUACUAAGGACAACCACAACAACAGCCACAACAACCACAAUCAUUCUCAUCAGAUUCACAAUCACAGUGGCGCCACCGUGACCGCCACCGCCAACGGUACGAGUAGUAACGGUAAUAACGGUUCUCAUCUCUUGCUUUACAAGUGGACCCCAAUCACUCAAAGCCAGAACACCAAUAACAACAACAACAACAACAAUAACAACAACAAUAGCAACAGCAACAAUACCGUUAAUGUGGGGAACAAGAGUGACGUGGCGGCUGCCCUGGAGGAACCACCUCGUCGUAAAAUCAGAUACAUUCCGAUUGCUGUUCUAGAGGAACAGAAGAAUGAGGAUGCAGAAAACGAGGCUGCAGAACAGGUUGAUGAUGAUGAUGAUGAUGAUGAUGAUGAUGAUAAACAAAUUGAUAUUGAUCCUAAUGCAACAGAGUCAACAGCAAGGGUUGAGGUUCUGGACGAGAAACCUGACAUUAAUGACGUGCCAAUGGAGGAAAAUCAGGACAAUAAUCAAUUAGUACGCCAAGAUCUGAAUGAGAGAACUUUGGAUUUGAGUUUAGGCUUGAAGGCACAUGAUGAUGACCAUGAUCCUGAUUCAAAAACUGAUUAGACCAGAGAUGGCCAGUAGAAAAGAGAGAAGGCAAGUAGUGUUGAGACAUGAUUCCAUCUUUGGGUUUUUGGAUGCUGAGACACGAGAAACCUACUUGUUUACAGACUCAAUUUUUUCUUGUUUUUUUAUUUUUAUUGAGCCACUGGCUGUCUGAGGUUAAAGUGUAUUUCAGUGGCAUAUGCAUGUACUUUAGUCCUAAUUUGAUUCUCCCUUUCUGAGCUGAUUGCAGUUUCUACCGAUUUGGUUUUAGGAGAAAAUACAUUAAUUAUUUUUUUAAUCAUUGGAUAAUAGAUUUUUUAUUUUGUUCCUCUCCAGCUUUGUCUGAGAACUUCUGAGUCUUGACAUGCUGGAAUUACAGUGAAAUGGAAAUUGAAUGAAUCAUCUUCUCAU